AUGGCAUCUCAAAUUCAUUUCUUGGAUAUUAAAGGAAAACCAUUAUUAUCUCGUGAUUACAAAGGAGAUAUACCUACAAAUACAAUUGAGAGAUUUCCAUUAUUAUUAUUAUAUUUAGAAAAUUCAAUUGAUGAAGGAGAAUAUAAACCAUUUAUAAAUGAUCAAGGUAUAAAUUAUUGUUUUAUAAAUCAUAGUAACUUAUAUAUAUGUGCAUUAACAAGAAAGAAUGAAAAUAUAAUGACAAUUAUUAUAUUUUUAUCGAAUUUAGUUUCCGUCUUGACUGGUUAUCUUAAAUCAUUAGAAGAAGAAUCAAUAAGAGAUAAUUUUGUAAUUAUAUAUGAAUUAUUAGAUGAAAUGAUGGAUUUUGGUAUUCCUCAAACAACAGAUACAAAGAUAUUAAAAGAAUAUAUUACUCAAGAUUAUUAUUCAUUAAUUAAAUCAACUCCUUCACAUUUAGUUGCACCACCAAAUGCCGUUACUAAUGCAGUUUCAUGGAGAAAAGAUGGUAUAUUCUAUAAAAAGAAUGAAGCAUUCUUAGAUGUUGUGGAAUCCAUUAAUAUGUUAAUAAAUGCUAAUGGACAAGUUUUAAAUUCGGAAAUUUUGGGUGAAAUUAAAAUAAAAUCUCAUUUAAGCGGUAUGCCAGAUUUAAGACUAGGUUUAAAUGAUAAAGGAAUUUUCUCAAAAGAAGACAAACUAGAAAUGGAAGAUAUAAAAUUCCAUCAAUGUGUUAGACUUUCUAAAUUUGAAAAUGAAAAAAUUAUCACAUUUAUACCUCCAGAUGGUGAAUUUUCAUUAAUGAGUUAUAGAUUAAGUUCAGCACAAUUUUUAAUGAAACCAUUAAUUUUAGUAAAUUGUAAAACUAAAAUUCAUAAACAUUCAAGAAUUGAAAUUUUAUGUACUGUAAAAGCACAAAUCAAAAAGAAGUCAACAGCAAAUAAUGUUGAAGUUAUUAUACCAAUACCUGAAGAUGCUGAUACUCCAAAAUUUCAACCUGAAUAUGGUACAAUCAAAUGGAUACCUGAAAAAUCAUGUUUAGUUUGGAAAUUGAAAACUUUUCCUGGUGGUAAGCAAUUUUCAAUGAAGGCUGAAUUAGGUUUACCUGCUGUAAAUGAUCCUGAACAUUUAGUUACUAAAAAACCAAUAAAAGUUAAUUUUUCAAUUCCAUAUUUUACAACUAGUGGUAUUCAAGUUAGAUAUUUAAGAAUUAAUGAACCAAAAUUACAAUAUCAAUCAUAUCCUUGGGUAAGGUAUAUAACAAAGAGUGGUGAAGAUUAUAUAGUUAGAAUGAAAUAA
Insectozyma verbasci is the source of this 1293-nucleotide messenger RNA. NCBI's taxonomy places the organism in Eukaryota, Fungi, Ascomycota, Pichiomycetes, Serinales, Debaryomycetaceae. The record is from the annotation of a GenBank genome assembly.